GGCGCUCUUCAGGUUUUCGUCUUCUUCUGGGACGAGAACUACGGCGGCAGCGACGGCGAGGACAAGAAAGAAGAGUCUGCGUGGGGCCUCAUCCUCUCCGACAAGCGGGUGAUGCUCCUGGGCGCCGUCAACGCUCUCUUCGAGGGGUCGAUGUACUCCUUCGUGUUCAUGUGGGUGCCCACCCUGCUCGGGGUGCUUCAGGGCAGCCCCCUGCCGACAGGGCUCGUGUUCGCCGCCCUGACGGUCUGCAUCUCCCUCGGAGGGCUGCUGUUCUCCCCGAGCCUCCUGCUCAGCCUCAUGUCCGCGGAGAAGAUUGCCGUAGGCAUCUUCCUCGUCGGGGCGGCUUCCCUGACGGUCCCGGUCUGGAACUCGGACCUGGUCUCCGUGCUGGGCAGCUUCUGCGUCUUCGAGACCUGCGUCGGCGCCUUCUUCCCCUGCGCCGGCCUCCUGCGCUCGAAGGUGAUUCCCGAUGCUCAGCAGGGCAGCGUGAUGAACAUCUUCCGCAUCCCGCUGAACGU
Molecule: messenger RNA, 518 nt
Organism: Prorocentrum cordatum
Lineage: Eukaryota; Dinophyceae; Prorocentrales; Prorocentraceae
Source: the annotation of a GenBank genome assembly